AUCAGUUAAAGUCAGGAUUUUAAAGUGAAAAGAAGUCUAUUUUUUAAGAAAAUGAUGUUUAAUUUAUAUUUGUUAUUUGUUGUUGUAUUUGCCUUCUUCAGCUACGCUGAUGCUGGUGGCGAGUCAUUUCAAGAAUUCUGUUUCAGAAUUUGUGCUCCAUGCAGUGAUGUUGAAAACACUUUUGGCUGUGAUUGCAGUAUUUUGCCAUAUUACCCAGAUGCAAGAUGUGAAGUACCAUCAUUCCCAUUGGAACCAGAACCUGAACCUUCUUCUUAAGGACACACGACUUUAUUAUCACGAAUUUUAAUAAUUAUUGAAAUUUACUGUUAAUAAAAAUUCAUUGUUGAUUUAUUAGUAAGAAUUAAGUGUUUUAAACUGCUUUUUACCAAUUUUUUAGGAACAAUACGCUUUUAUAUUCACUUUGUCUGGCAGGCUGGUACAAUAAGAUCUCAGCAAUGAAAGCAUGUAAAGAUUUCAAAGUUUUUGCAUUCAAUAGCUGUCAUGUUGGAGGCAAACCAAAUCCACUUUUUAAAACAUAACUACGUACAAAAUCUUGGAUCAGUCAAGAAAAUUAAUGUGUUUCGAGGUUAAUUUUUUACAACCCUG
Messenger RNA from Chironomus riparius, 606 nucleotides. NCBI's taxonomy places the organism in Eukaryota, Metazoa, Arthropoda, Insecta, Diptera, Chironomidae. The record is from the annotation of a GenBank genome assembly.